Coccinella septempunctata (seven-spotted ladybird) is the source of this 2589-nucleotide messenger RNA. RefSeq names its product guanine nucleotide-binding protein subunit alpha homolog (gene cta). The record is from RefSeq and is a predicted model, not a curated record. NCBI's taxonomy places the organism in Eukaryota, Metazoa, Arthropoda, Insecta, Coleoptera, Coccinellidae. The transcript is spliced from 2 exons. The coding region runs from base 16 to 1215 and encodes 399 amino acids. Gene Ontology annotation, biological process: Rho protein signal transduction; adenylate cyclase-modulating G protein-coupled receptor signaling pathway. Gene Ontology annotation, molecular function: G-protein beta/gamma-subunit complex binding; GTPase activity; D5 dopamine receptor binding. Gene Ontology annotation, cellular component: heterotrimeric G-protein complex; brush border membrane.
UACCACCUCUACUAAAUGUCGGAAUCGGUCAAUCAGAGCUUAUUUUCCUCUGAAAAUCCGAAGUAUGUAGUGACUAGUGAUGUUGAUCAUCAGCCCUUAGUGCCUUUUUCGACGAUGUCCACUUCAAUGUGUUCGUGCUGUUUACGCUUCAAAUUCAGCCCAGAGGAAAUUGAGCAGCGGCAUAAAAGUCAAGAAAUCGACAAAAUGCUUGAAAAAGAUAAACAAACACUAAAGAGACAGGUGAAGCUCCUUUUGCUGGGUGCUGGUGAGAGUGGAAAAUCCACAUUUUUGAAACAAAUGAGGAUAAUUCAUGGUGUGAAAUUCGACAGUGAUUAUCUCAAAGAAUAUCAACAAGUGAUAUACCAAAAUGUCGUAAGGGGGAUGCAAGUUUUAGUAGACGCCAGGGCCAAAUUGGAUAUUCCUUGGGGUGAUCCUGCGAACGCAAGUGCUGGGAAGGAAUUACUCCUUUUCAACAAUGUGAUGCAUUUAGAUUCUAAAUUAUUCCUAAAUUACACACCUCUUCUUUCAAAAUUGUGGACUGACAGUGGUAUUCGAAGAGCAUUUGAUAGAAGAAGAGAGUUUCAAAUGAGCGAUUCAGUGGAAUAUUUUCUGAACCACCUAGAACGUCUGGCGAAACCAGACUACAUUCCAACUCAUUCCGACAUUCUAUUCAGCAGGAAGGCAACGAAAGGGAUCACAGAAUUCGUGAUUCCAAUCAAUAACAUCCCCUUUCUUUUCGUCGACGUCGGUGGUCAGAGAAGCCAGCGGAGGAAAUGGUUUCCCUGCUUUGAUUCCGUAACUUCGAUAUUGUUCCUGGUGUCCUCUUCCGAAUUCGACCAGGUCCUGUUGGAGGACCGCAAGACGAACAGACUCGAGGAAUCCAGAGAUAUCUUCGACACCAUCAUCAACAACAGGAUAUUCGCCAGUGUGUCCAUCAUUUUGUUCUUGAACAAGUACGACCUGUUAGCGAAGAAGGUCUCUAACCCUGAAACAGAUAUUCGCUGGUAUUUUCCCCAAUUUAAAGGAAACUCCCAUUCCUUACAAGACGUGCAGAGUUUCAUCCUGACGAUGUUCACAGGAGUGAAGAGAGAUCCUAAGAAGGCGCUCUAUCACCACUUCACAACGGCUGUAGAUACUGAAAAUAUUAAAGUUGUAUUCAACUCUGUUAAGGAUACGAUACUUCAUCGAAACCUCAACAUAUUGAUGUUGGAGUGAGAGGUGAUAACAGAUUGUGGCGGAAAAUGACAUGGCUGUGUGAACAUUAAAUUAAUUUUCAUGUUUUUUGAACAAGACUGACAAAGUUAACGUGUCAAUCUAGAUUCAGGUUUGAUCCCUGAGUGUACGUGAUAUGAAAAAAAAUUGGGAAAAGAUAAUGUGGCCUCUUCUUCCAAUGAGGAAUUAACGAAUUUUUUAUUGUUCUUUCAGAAUUUUUUAUUGAAAUAUUUUUCGAAUAUUCCUCCUUGGGUAGCAUGGAAUUUGGCCUGGAUGAACAUUUUAUUAUUUGAAGGCAGCAUUUUUAGAAAUUUGAAAUUUUUGUGAUAUUAAUUCGAUUGUAGUCUUCAUUCAAGGAUUUUAUUCUGUCAACAAACAUUUUAUUCCCAAAAUUCAUAAAUGUCUCUUUAUGGAUAUGUACAAUAGAACUGAGAAGUACCAAAAAGCUCAUAUUUAAUUGUAAUAUACUGCCGAACUGGUGCUAUAAUAAUAUUUAUUGCAUUUAUUGGGUUAACAAUUACUACAAUUAAUCAUCUUCGAUGUGUUGGAAAAUUGAAUCGUCUGAAUAAAUUGUAUGAAUAAUGUAAAUCGGUUUAAUUUUUCGAUUAUGACCUAAAUUAUCCAUGGAAAAGCAGAAAACCAAAGGAAUUAUUAGUUAACAGACUAACAUUUGAUUCAACAUAAAACACAUUGCAUAAGUAGGGAAGUUUGAGUCCUAGUGGUAAAACAAUAUUUAUGAAGUUAUAAAAGUGUUCAACGUGUAAAUAAUCUACGGAAAAAAUAAAUGUAUAUUGUAAUACAAAGUCUAUUAAGAAUAUAUCUUCAGUCUGUGUAAGAAAUGAUGAUUUUAACUAUUUUUGAUGUCCUUAUUGUGAUUUUAUAUAUUUUCCAUAUUUGUAUUGAUAUGUAUAUAUGUCCUUCAACAAAAUGAUUAUAUAAUUAUCUAUAAAUCAGUGUUAUUGUGGAAUCAGAUGUACCUUCCAUAUUUUGUUCUCAGUAUUUUACACCUAGAAUUGAAAAAAAAAUGGAAAUAUUGUGAACACUGAUUUUUUCAAGACUUAUAUUUCUUAUUUUAAGCGAAUCUGAGCAUAUCCAGCAGUCGCAAUGUUUGUUACAGUAAAGUUUCCACAAAACAAACAGCAGACAUCUUCAGUAUACAAUACAUCCUCUGAAGGUGCCUACCACAGUUUUGUAGAAACAAAUACCUAAUGAAUUAAUAGUUCUCAUCUGCAAUAUCUUACAGAAUAUUUGUGAAAACCAAUGUUUAAGUGCCUUUUGAACACAAAAGCGUGUAUAAUAUAUGGUGAUGAAAAAAAGAGCUAUUUUAUAUGUAAAUAUUUUUGUAUGAUUGUUACAAAUACAAGAUAUUUCAUUCGA